AUGACAGGUACAUGCAUUUAUUUGCUAUUGUACUUGUGAGAAUUUAUUGUAAUAGUUUGUAAAUAACGUUGUUAACAACGUUGAAUCGUUCGAUGACCUUACACGUACGUUUCUUGCCCUGAGUGAUUUUAUUAAUUUUUCACAAAAUUAGGAGGGAUCAAUUGUUUGCUUAAGUAACGUUUGUUACAAUUUCUUUUUUUUUUAUAGUUUUUCAUCUCACGUAGAAUGUAAUUCAAUAAAGACAAUUACUUGUUCUUCGAGAUGCUUUACAAUUAUUGUUUUAUUAUUGUUUAUGUAUAUUAUUACAUUACAGGUAUGUGAUUUUAGUGUUUCAAAGUUGAUACUUUUAAAUUAUUAGUUAAUUGUUUACUUUUCUACGUUUCAAACAUUUUUCAUUACAUUUUCAGGAUUUUACUCGUUUUAACGUACUAUUUAGUUGAAAAAAAUUCAUUUGCACGUUUUCAAUUGUUUUUGAUUUGAUGCAAGUACCUGGUCAACGAGAAAUUCAAAUGAGAACUUCCAUUCUUUUAAUUUUGACAGUUUGUUGCAUCAGCUAAUACAGGUCAAUACCUUCUUUUCUUAUGUUUUUUUUUUUUUUUUUUUUCAUUUUGAUGAUGUUUAACGCUGAUACGAUUUACAUCAUCGAAUUGCCAUACGAUGUUUGUUUUUGGAAGAGAACAGAGACUCGAGAAUAUUCUCGAAAAAUCAUUUUGUAAUAGUUUGUUGUUACGUCAUUAUUGAAAUAUUUUCUUUUAUUUUAUAAAAUUUGUUAAUUCUUUUUACUUAUUUCUUAUAUUUGUAAUUUUACAAUCUUUGCAUUUGUUUUAAAGUAUUUUUACAAUCUUUGUAUCUUCUAUACUUUCGUAACGUAAAUCAUUUUAUUUCGGAAAUGAUGCUAUUUAUGAAGCAAGACACUAUAUUCUAUAGUGAAUUUAAAAAAAAAAGAGGAAAAAAUGAAGCUAAAAGUAAUAAAUUUAGCCUCUUCGUAAUAAUAUAUUUGAACAUUUUCACAGAAAUAUCGUCGCAGAUAUUUGCAUGAAUUUUUUGAAUCAAUAUAUUUUCAAAAAGUAACUACAUACGCACAUGAGAGAAAGAGAUGGGAAAUCGAAAGUGCUUGAAGUUAUUUUGAAUCAUAUGUAGACGUUUUAUUAGUACAUUCUUUGAAACUUUCAAGUUACUCUAUUGAUAGUGCGUGGACGUGAACUCGCGUAUUUUAAUCAAAAUAAAGAAAAAGCAAGAGAGGAAAUAGGACAGAGAUUUUAUAAAUAUUAAUAUUAAAGUAGUACAGUAACAAUUGUUACGAAGAAGAUAUAUUUUUCUUACAGUAUAUUAAAAAAAAAAAAUGCUUUAAUAUUAAAAAACAAAUCAUUUAUCACAAACCAUUGUAUAAAAUCAGACCUCAUAAAAAUAAACGUAUUUAUUAGCUUUAACUUUAACAUAAUAGUCAAUGAUAAGUAAUUUAGAUCAAAUUUUUGUUUAAACUAUCCUUUUAAUAUAAAUAUUUUCUGUUUAUAGAUACAAGGCUAGCCAGCUGCGCCAUUCUUGUUGUGUGACAUUCAUAUCAUCAGCUACACUACGCACACUUCAUAUUGUUUUUUUCUUUCUAAUUAUUGCUGUAGUGAGCUGUCAGUCACACAUUGCAGGAAUGGACACAUCGGGCUUGCCUGUACCGGAUGCAAUCCACCCGCUACUUGAACAAUUGCAAGAAGCUUUGGUUCUUGAAGUAAAAUAUCAACCCAACCUUCAGUUACCUAAUAUAUCACAAACUGAUGAAAUAACAAUUGGAGCUCGUGAUGGAUCAGCCCAUGUUUUAAGAUGUUUGAAAGUAUGGUAUGAUCUACCAUCGGACGUAUUUUUUGUUGCCAUUAAUUUAAUGGAUCGUUUUUUAACAAAAAUGAAAGCAAGACCAAAACACAUGGCUUGCAUCAGUAUAUCUGCUUUUCAUAUAGCUGCUGUUCAGUUAGCACAGUCAUUGGAUGUUGAUCACUUAGUCUCGAUUUCUCAGUGCAAAUGCACUGGCAGUGAUCUUAAACGAAUGUCAGAAGUAAUACGGAAUAAGUUAGAAUGGGCACCUGGUACUCAACCUGUUACAUCUUUAACUUUCCUUCGAUUAUUCAAUGCAAUGUUCCUUUCGAUUGCAUCACAACUAGGACUAGGAGAAAUGUAUACCAGUAUUGUAACGGAAUCUGAACUUCUACUUAGAUUAGAAAUGGUUGCAUGUGAUGGUAAUUGUGCAAGUUUGAAGCCAUCGGAGAUGGCACUUGUUCUACUCUGCACAUAUUUAAACGGUGCAGUGAACCGAUUAGAUAAUAGUGCAGAUGUUCCCAUAUCUACUGCUAUUCCUAAUUCCUCCACUACCAAUACAUCUGUAACAUCAAGACAUCAAAUGCUUAGACUUUUGGAUUUUGCUAUAGAACUUCAAAAAAUAUGUAAGAUUUCAGAUACAAGCUUUUUUUCUACAUAUGAAGCUGUGGGUGCUAUAUUGAGCAAAUACAAUGCUCAAGAGCAAACUCCUCACAGACAAAGACUGAUAUGGAGAUUAUCUUCUCGUACAGCACGUCUUUUACGUCCAACUGACAAAUUUACUUCUGUGUUACCUGUCAUCGCCGAACAUGCUCCGGUUCCUUCGCCGAGUAAAAUCAGGUCUUGGUCAGAAAUUCAAUAUUUAUUCAACAUACCAAGUAGAAGAAGAAAGUAUACUUGAGUUUGAAACAAAAAAUUUUGUUAAAAGUUAAAUAGAAAGUACAAAUAUCAAUGUAUUUACGUCGAAUAGCAAAAGUUUGUGAUAUUUCUUUUUGUGUCAUGUGUUGAAAAAAUUUUGCUUGAAAAGCAGAAAAAAGAUAUUUGGAUAUUGUAUCUAAUUCGUACUAAAGCUUGGUUUUUCGUAAAUGAAAUGUAUUGAAACACAUGUAUAUGUAUAUAUGUGUAUAU
Messenger RNA from Heterotrigona itama, 2931 nucleotides. The record is from the annotation of a GenBank genome assembly. Lineage: Eukaryota; Metazoa; Arthropoda; Insecta; Hymenoptera; Apidae.